Molecule: messenger RNA, 704 nt
Organism: Lagopus muta (rock ptarmigan)
Lineage: Eukaryota; Metazoa; Chordata; Aves; Galliformes; Phasianidae
Gene: GNG13
Product: G protein subunit gamma 13
Exons: 3
Coding region: 207-410 (67 amino acids)
Biological process (GO): sensory perception of taste; phospholipase C-activating G protein-coupled receptor signaling pathway
Cellular component (GO): heterotrimeric G-protein complex
Molecular function (GO): G-protein beta-subunit binding
Source: RefSeq, a predicted model, not a curated record
UCUCAUUAUCCGGCUCUUGCCGUGUCGGAGGCAGCUGGACCGGCCGUGCAUUAAUAGAUUACACAGAGGAUUUGGGCUCGCUGACAGCAGCGAGGGCAGAGCUAGCAGGAGGCGAGGCCAGCCCGGCUUGCUGAGCCGCGGGGACAGACGCAGCCCCGCGCCCUCUGCCACCUCUUCCAGCCGAGCCCCGACCGAGCCCCAGCGCCAUGGAUGAGUGGGACCUGCCCCAGUGGAAGAAGGAGGUGGAGAGCCUGAAGUACCAGCUGGCCUACAAGCGGGAGAUGUCCUCCAAAACGAUACCUGAGUUUGUGAAGUGGAUAGAGGAUGGCAUUCCUGAAGACCCCUUCCUGAACCCAGAGCUGAUGAAGAACAACCCCUGGGUGGAGAAAGGGAAAUGCAGCAUCCUCUGAGAGCAGGUGCUGUGCAUUAACAUUGAAUGUACACUUUUUUAUUAGCUAGCUUCCUACUAUGACUAACUGAAACACUCAACCCUCAUCUCGUCUUAUUAUUUUAGUAGUAGAAGUGUUUGGUUUUAUAGGGGCAGCUGGGGAGGCAUACAUGGGGUGGAUGCAUGGGAGAUGGCAAUAGCAAACAUUCCCUGGGGCAGGGAGGGCUGCCUCUUCUCCUACCCCUUCUGUACCCAUGAGCAAGUGCUGUACUCAUAAAGGGAGAAAACUUUUAUACAACGUUCUCAGUGCUUUUCA